Messenger RNA from Cryptomeria japonica (Japanese cedar), 1138 nucleotides. RefSeq lists its product as uncharacterized. The transcript has 3 exons. Lineage: Eukaryota; Viridiplantae; Streptophyta; Pinopsida; Cupressales; Cupressaceae. The record is from RefSeq and is a predicted model, not a curated record. Bases 229 to 651 code for a protein of 140 amino acids. Gene Ontology annotation, molecular function: protein heterodimerization activity; structural constituent of chromatin; DNA binding. Gene Ontology annotation, cellular component: nucleosome.
UGUUCCUUGCCAAGUAUUAUACCUAAUGUUUACGGGAAGAAAAAAGAAUGUUAAGGGCAGUUGGACAGGCUCACUAAAUCUUGUAACUUCUAUCUGGUUGAAAGGAGGACAUGGACAAAAUUGAAAAAAUGAUUAGGAUAGGAGGGCGACUCCAUCUUUCAAGACCAUGCAGAGGAUGUGGAUUACACAAAGUAGCAUGGAAAAUGCUGUAAUUCGAGUGGGUUGAACAUGGAGUCUGCAACCAUGGGUAGCAGUAAUGGUGGCGGUGGCGGUGGCAGAGGCAGAGGCAAGAGGAAGUCUGUCUCCAAAUCAACAAGAGCAGGUCUACAGUUCCCUGUUGGGAGGCUUGCUAGGUACCUCAAGAAUGGCAGAUAUGCAAGAAGAAUUGGCCUUGGAGCCCCAAUUUACAUGGCUGCUGUUAUGGAAUAUCUUGCAGCAGAGAUUCUUGAAUUGUCAGGAAAUGCUGCUAGAGACAACAAGAAGAAUAGGAUUACUCCACGGCACAUUCAGCUUGCAGUCAGAAAUGAUGAUGAAUUGAACAAAUUGUUGGAAAAUGUUACUAUUGCAUAUGGAGGUGUAAUUCCAAACAUUCAUCAAGUUCUGCUUCCUAAGAAAACUGCAGAAAAAGUUAAGGAAUCUGCAGAGGUCUAGAUAUUAUUUAUGUGUCUCUCUCUUGGAAACGAGAGAGAGGAGGGGAAAAUUAUACAGGCAUUAAUUAUAUUUAAUAUUAUGUUACACAUUCUUAAUUUGAUGGUAUGAAAGAAAAUGAAGUAGAAGAGUGAGUAUAUAUAUAUAUGUCCAAUGGAAUUAGAAUUGUGAUUUUACAUCUGAAUUUCACAUACUUCAAUGAUCAAAGUCCAUGCCUUUAGCAUUGUCAAUUGAGAAGCUUGAAAAAGGAAUCCUUCCUUUUUUCUGGAUUAAGAUUAAUGUUAAACUUUUCAUGUUCAGUUAGUAUUCAAACCUAGGACCUCCUAUUUGUUACUGGGGUGUUCUACCACUGAGCCUACUGGCUCUCUUGGUAACCAUCCAUCUUUGGUUCAGGUGUGAUCAUUUUUCAGCAUCUUCCUUGAAUUGGACUGAAAUUGCUUACGAAUCCUAACUUGGCCUGCUCUGCUGACUGAUCCAUCUUUGAUUGGGA